AAAUGUCCUUCCGAAUCGGUCGGCGAUGUUUUAGUAAACAAUCUUAUGAUGCUAUCAUCAUUGGCGGCGGACACAAUGGUCUUACAGCGGCUGCCUACCUCACAAAAGCCGGCAAAAAAGUAUGCGUCCUGGAACGCCGCCAUGUGGUCGGCGGAGCCGCUGUCACAGAGGAAAUCGUCCCUGGAUUCCGAUUCUCGAGAGCCUCCUAUCUUUUAAGUCUCCUGCGGCCUGUUGUUAUGCAGGAGCUUAAUCUUAAAAAGUUCGGGCUCCGUUAUCACAUCAGAAACCCGAAUUCCUUUACUCCAAUCCGAAAUACUCAUGAAAGUCUGCUACUUGGAAUGGAUAUGGCUGAAAAUCAGAAGGAAAUCGCAAAGUUCUCACAGAGAGACGCGGGAAAUUACCCAAAAUACGAGCAUUUCAUAUCAGAAAUUGUGCAUUCUUUUGAGCAACUUAUGGAUUAUGAGCCACUGGAUCUACAGAAACCAAUUCACAAGCUUCUUCCGCACCUUUACCUGUUGUUCAAGACCGUACAGCCAUUGGGGUUGCGGAAUGCCGUAGACUUUUACGAAUUGAUGACAGCGCCGAUCUCGAAAAUUAUGAACAAGUGGUUUGAGAGUGACGUGCUGAAGGCGACGUUGGGAACCGACGGUGUUAUUGGAUUGGCCGCGAGUCCAAUGGAUCCUGGAACCGGAUACGUCCUACUCCACCACGUCAUUGGAGGACUUGAUGAGCACAAAGGAGCCUGGGGCUACGUGUAUGGUGGUAUGGGCGCUGUAUCCAACGCCAUCGCCGAAUGUGCCAAGAGCCAUGGAGCCGAAAUCUAUACGGAGCAAGACGUUCAAGAGGUGCUUCUAGAUGGAAACGUUGCUAAAGGAGUCCGUCUGUCAAAUGGCAAGGAGCUCCAUUCGAAGAUUGUCAUGUCGAAUGCGACUCCUCAUGUAACAUUCAACCAUCUUGUCAAGAAGGAGUCACUUCCAGAGGAGUUCCACCGAAACAUCAAUCAAAUCGACUACACAUCGCCGGUGACAAAAAUCAAUGUAGCUGUGAAGGAGCUUCCGAACUUCUUGGCCAAACCGAAUCAAGGAUCAGAGCCAAUGCCACAUCAUCAGACGACGAUUCAUAUGAACUGUGAGAAUAUGCAAGUGGUGCAUGACGCGGUGAUGGAUUAUAAGAACGGGAGAUAUAGUAGAAGACCAGUCAUCGAGAUGACAAUUCCCUCUUCAGUCGACCGAACCAUUGUGGAUAGUGCUGAUGGUCACGUCGUCCUCCUCUUUACCCAGUACACUCCCUUCUCACCGAAAGACGGUGAAUGGACGGAAGAAAAGAAGACAGAAUACGCGAAACACGUCUUCUCGGAGAUAGACGCUUAUGCACCGAACUUUUCAUCAAGUGUCAUAGGCUAUGACAUCUUGACCCCACCCGAUAUUCAGAACACUUUUGGGAUUACUGGAGGGAACAUCUUCCACGGAUCUAUGAGCCUUGACCAGCUGUACGUGUCCCGCCCGAUCAGCAAAUGGAGCAACUACUCAACGCCCAUCGAGUCCCUCUACCUCUGCGGAAGUGGUGCUCACCCGGGAGGUGGUGUGACUGGAGCCCCCGGUCGGUUGAGCGCACUUCAUGCCCUCAAACAUUUCUAACGUUCUAAGUCUCUUCUCGCGGUUUUUUAUUGUUUUGUUUGUCUUGCGCCAGUGACUCAUAAAAACAUUUCCAACACCAUGAUGUA
Messenger RNA from Caenorhabditis elegans, 1723 nucleotides. RefSeq names its product Pyridine nucleotide-disulfide oxidoreductase domain-containing protein 2 (gene F37C4.6). Gene Ontology annotation, cellular component: mitochondrial matrix. Gene Ontology annotation, molecular function: oxidoreductase activity. NCBI's taxonomy places the organism in Eukaryota, Metazoa, Nematoda, Chromadorea, Rhabditida, Rhabditidae. The transcript is spliced from 5 exons. The record is from RefSeq and is marked reviewed. Bases 3 to 1637 code for a protein of 544 amino acids.